Molecule: messenger RNA, 4910 nt
Organism: Ceratotherium simum simum (southern white rhinoceros)
Lineage: Eukaryota; Metazoa; Chordata; Mammalia; Perissodactyla; Rhinocerotidae
Source: RefSeq, a predicted model, not a curated record
CGCGCGAGGUCUAAGGGCACGCGGGAAGUGGCGGGCGGGGAUUGAGGGGGGCGUGCAGGUGAGACGACUGGCCUGGGGUCGCUGGCAUGGCCGAGGCCAGGAAGCGGCGGGAGCUGCUUCCCCUGAUCUACCAGCAUCUGCUGCAGGCGGGCUACGUGCGCGCGGCGCGGGAAGUGAAGGAGCAGAGCGGCCAGAAAAGUUUCCUGACUCAGCCUGUAACCCUUCUGGACAUCUACACACACUGGCAACAAACCUCGGAGGUUGGCCGGAAGCGGAAAGCAGAGGAAGAUGCAGCGCUGCAGGCCAAGAAGAGCCGUGUGUCAGACCCCAUUAGCAGCUCGGAGAGCUCGGAAGAGGAGGAGGAGGAGGCAGAAGCCAAAACCUCCAAAGCCACCCCAAGACUAGCGUCUACCAACUCCUCAGUUGUGGGGAAAGUUUUGCCUUCAAGCAUGAAAGAAAAAGCCAAGGCAGAGACCAAGAAAGCCAGCAAGACGGUGAACUCCACACCACACCCUGCCUCUGGGAAGGCAGUGGCCCACCUCUCAGGAAUGGCAUCGGCAGGCCAGGUGGACAGCUCCAGUGAGGACACCUCCACCUCGAGCGAUGAAACAUACGUGGAGGUGAAACCCUCAGUAAAACCACCCCAGGUCAAAGCCUCGCCAGCCCCUGCCAAGGAGUCUCCAGGGAGAAGGGCAGCCCCAACCCCUGGGAAGGCGGGGAAUGUGACACCCCAAGUCAGAGGAGGUGCCGUGACCCCAGCCAGCAGGGCCAAGAAGCCAGAAGAGGACUCGGAGAGCAGCGAGGAGAAAUCUGAGAGUGAAGAGGGGGCCCCUGCGGAGAAACCCAGCCAGGGGAAGGCCUCGGAGAAAACUGUCUUGGCCAGAGCUGCCUCGGGUCCUGCCAAGGGGACCCCUGGGAAAGGAGCCACCCCAGCACCCCCUGGGAAGGCAGGGCCUGUAGCUGCCCAGGCCAAGGCAGGGAGGCCAGAGGAGGACUCGGAGAGCAGCAGCGAGGAGGAGUCGGACAGUGAGGAAGAGACACCAGCUGCCAAGACCCCACUUCAGCCCUCAGGGAAGACCUCCCAGGUCAAAGCUGUCUCAGUCCCCGCCAAGGAGUCUCCAAAGAAAGGCACCGUCGCAGCACCCUCUGGCAAGGCAGGGCCCGCGGCUGCCCAGGCCAAGGCAGGGAGGCCAGAGGAGGACUCGGAGAGCAGCAGCGAGGAGUCAGACAGUGAGGGGGAGGUGCCAGCAGCCGUGCCUCCAACCUCGAGCUCAGCUCAGGCGAAGCCCUUGGGGAAGAACUCCCAGGUCAGAGCUGCCUCGGCUGUGGGCUUGGGGCCCUCAGGGAAGGGUGCCGUCCCAGCACCCCCUGGGAAGGCAGCGUCUACAGCCACCUUGGCCCAGGUGGGGAAGCGGGAGGAGGACUCGGAGAGCAGCAGCGAGGAGGAGUCAGACAGCGAGGGGGAGGCGCCAGCCGCCGUUGCCCCAGCCCAGGCAAAGUCCUCUGGGAAAAUCCUCCAGGUCAAAUCUGCCACAGGUCCUGCCAAGGGGCCCCCUCAGAAGGCAGGGCCUGCAGCCACCCAGAUCAAGGUCGAAAAGUCCAAGGAAGACUCAGAGAGCAGCGAGGAAGAGUCGGACAGUGAGGAGGAGAUGCCCGCAGCCAUGACUCCAGCCCAGACAAAACCAGCUAUAAAAACUCCUCAGCCCAAGGCCUCCCCAAGAAAGGGCAACCCCGUAACUCCCGCAAAUGCCAAGGUCCCCCCAGUGCGAGUGGGCACACCAGCCCCCUGGCAAGCAGGAGCAGCAACUUCGCCAGCCUGUGCGUCAUCCCCAGCUGUGGCCAGGGGUGCCCAGAGGCCAGAGGCAGACUCUUCAAGCAGCGAGGAGUCAGAGAGUGAGGAGGAGAAAGCUCCUGCCACAGCAGCUGGACAGGUGAAGUCUGUGGGGAAAAACCCCCCAGUGAAAGCUGCCUCAGCACUCACCAAGGCGCCCUCAGGGCAAGGGACCACCCCAGCACUCCCUGGGAAGGCAGGGCCUGCGGUGGCCCAGGUCAAGGCUGAGGCGCACGAUGACUCGGGGAGCAGUGAGGAGGAGUCGGACAGUGAGGAGGCGGCAGCGACUCCAGCACAGGUGAAGGCCUCAGUGAAAACUCCUCAGACCAAAGCCAGCCCAGCUUCUGCCAGAGCGGCUUCAGCCAAAGGGGCAGCGUCAGCUCCCGGAAAAGUGGUCACUGCAGCUGCUCAAGCCAAACAGGGGUCCCCAGCCAAGGUGAAGCCACCAGCAAGAACCCCCCAGAGCCGUGCCAUCUCGGGGAGGGGCCAGGUAGCUGUGCCAGCUGGGGGAAAGGCAGUGGCCGCAGCAGCCCAGGCCCAGCCAGGGCCAGUCAGGGGCCCAGAGGAGGACUCGGAGAGCAGUGAGCAAGAGUCAGACAGUGAGGGGGAGGUGCCCGCUCAGGCAAAGCCCUCAGGGAAGACCCCCCAGGUCAGAACUGCUUCAGCCCCCACUAAGGGGUCCCCCAAGAAAGGGGCUGCCCCAGCACCCCCUGGGAGGACAGGACCCACAGCCACCCAGGUGGGGAAGCAGGAGGAGGACUCGGAGAGCAGCAGCGAGGAGGAGUCAGACAGUGAGAGGGACGCGCCUGCUCAGGCGAAGCCCUCAGGGAAGACUCCUCAGGUCAGAACUGCCUCAGCCCCCGCCAAAGGGUCCCCCAAGAAAGAGGCAGCCCCAGCACCCCCUGGGAAGACAGUACCCGCAGCCACCGGACCCACAGCCACCCCGGCAGGGAAGCGGGAGGAGGAUUUGGAGAGCAGUGAGGAAGAAUCGGACAGCGAGGGGGAGGCACCUGCUCAGGCGAAGCCCUCAGGGAAGAUCCCCCAGGUCAGAACUGCCUCAGCCCCCACCAAGGGGUCCCCCAAGAAAGGGAUUGCCCCAGCACCCCCUGGGAAGACGGGACCCACAGCCACCGGACCCACAGCCACUCAGGCAGGGAAGCGAGAGGAGGACUCGGAGAGCAGCAGCGAGGAGUCAGACAGUGAGGGGGACGCGCCUGCUCAGGUGAAGCCCUCAGGGAAGACUCCCCAGGUCAGAACUGCCUCAGCCCCCACCAAGGGGUCCCCCAAGAAAGAGGUUGCCCCCGCACCCCCUGGGAAGACGGGAUCCACAGCCACCCAGGCGGGGAAGCAGGAGGAAGAAUCAGAGAGCAGCAGCGAGGAAGAGUCAGACAGCAAGGGGGCAGUGCCAGCAGCUGUGACACCAGCCCAGAAGGAAGGUAACUCCCAAACUGUCCGAAGCAAGACCCUGGCCCCAGCACUCCUGGAGAAGAAGGCAGAGUCGUCGUCAGAGAGCAGUGACGAGGAGCUGCCGGCAAGCCAGGUGAUUAAACCCCCUCUGAUUUUUGUCGACCCUAAUCGUAGUCCAGCUGGGCCAGCUGCUACCCCUGCGCAAGCCCAGGCUGCAGGCGCCCCGAGGAAGGCCCGGGCCUCGGAGAGCACAGCCAGGAGCUCCUCCUCAGAAAGCGAGGAUGAGGACGUGGUCCCCGCUACGCAGUGCUUGACUCCUGCCAUUAGAACCAACGUGGUGACCGUACCCACGGCCCACCCAAGGACAGCCCUCAGAGCUGGCGCUGUUGGGGCCAGCAGUGGUGAGGAGUCCAGUCGGGUGUCAGAAGGCAAGAAGCAGGAGGCACAGGUGACAAAGAAGAACCCAGCUGACCUCCCGCUGACCCAGGCCGCCCUGAAGGUCCUUGCCCAGAAAGCCAGUGAGGCCCAGCCUCCUGCUGCCAGGACCCCGUCUUCAAGUGGGGUUGACAGUGCUCUGGGCACACUCCCUGUGACGAGUCCUCAGAGCACCCCUGUUCCGGCCAAAGUGACCAACAAGCCCAGAAAGCCCAAGGUUCCUGAGGUCCGGCGGGCCUCGGCCACUCCCUUGGGACACUCCAAAGCCAAGGCCUCUGGACCCUCGGAUGACAGCGAGGACAGCAGCGGCAGCUCUUCAGGGAGCAAGGAGGAUGCUGAGGGGCCCCAUAACCUGGUAGGUGCAGCCCCCUCCAGGAGGGAGACCUUGGUGGAGGAGACCACAGCAGAGUCCAGCGAGGAUGAGGUGGUGGCGCCUUCCCAGUCUCUCCUCUCAGGUUAUGUGACCCCUGGGCUGACUCUGGCCAAUUCCCAGGCUUCAAAGGCCAUUCCCAGGCCAGACCCCAACCCUUCAGUUUCCUCUAUUCCGGCCACCAAAGAUGCCCCAGACGGCAAGCAAGAAAUGGAGCCCCAACAAGCAGCAGCCACCAUGUCCCCUCAAACAGGCAGAAGGGAGGCUAGCACCACACCUCAGAAGACCCGGAAGCCCAGGAAGGGGGCUGGGAGCCCCCAAGCCUCAACGCUGGCACUGCAGAGUGACAUCACCCGCCGCCUCCUGAGCGAGCCCUGGCCCCUGAACGAGGCCCAGGUCCAGGCCUCGGUGGUGAAGGUCCUGACGGAGCUGCUGGAGCAGGAGAGGAAGAAGGCCGUGGAUGCCGCCAAGGAGAGCAGCAGGAAGGGCCAGGCGGGCCGCAAGCGGAAGCUGUCGGAAGACCAGCCGGCCGCCAGGACCCCCAAGAGCAAGAAGAAGAAGCAGCUGGCGGCCGGGGAAGGUGGGGAGGCUGCUGUUUCCCCAGAAAAGGCCCCCAGGACUCUCAAGGGGAAGUCCAAGAGAGACCGAGCAAGUGGUGACAUCAAGGAGAAGAAGGAGAAGCCAGAAGGGGAGCCGGGGACGGUGGAGGUUGAGGAUGGAGACCCAGGCAACACGAAGAGCAAGAAGGAGAAGAAGAGAUCCGACAAGAGUAAGUGGCCGCGGCGAAGCACAUGUCCCCGGCCCUCGCUGAGGGCUGUCGGUCACCACGCGAGCAGGACGGGCCCUCGGCCAGCACAGAAGGGGUAG